This is a messenger RNA of Parasteatoda tepidariorum (common house spider), 4696 nucleotides long. RefSeq lists its product as uncharacterized. The record is from RefSeq and is a predicted model, not a curated record. NCBI's taxonomy places the organism in Eukaryota, Metazoa, Arthropoda, Arachnida, Araneae, Theridiidae.
UGGACAGAAAUAAGCAGUCUAAAGCAAUUCAAUAAUUCUCAAAACAAAUACAGAAUUAAUGUGCUUGUGGCUAUGCUUAUGAAAAAGAAGUUAUGUUCAUAAAAUAGAUUUAUAGUAGUCAUUGAUUGUUAUAUUUCAAAGAAACUUAGUCAUGGAUCUUGUUGGUUCCAUCAUUAACUCCAAAGAAUAUUCUGUUCCUGGAAUGAAAAAAGAAUUGUUUUCCGAUAAUUACAAUAAAAAAAAUAUGACAAGUCUACUAGUCUUAGUUAUACCAGUCAUUAUCAGAUAAAAAUGAAACAACAGGAUAUAAGCAAAAUCUGACUUUGUACAAGCAUUCCAGUUAUUAACUUUUCUGUAAAGUCACAUCAAUUUCAAAUUUGUUAAAGAAAUUGCCAAAAUACCAAAUAUUUUAAAAUAACUUUUAAGUUAACAGUUUUGUACCUCAAUUAUCAAAAUGGAUUCUAAAAAAGCCAAAGUCUAUGACACUUCGAUAACUUCUUUUACUGGUUCUCCUCAUAAAAAAACAAACAUUAAAAAGUCUACUAAAGAGUCUUCGACUCAAAAGCUUUUAAAAUGUAGUUUAAAAUGCAAGUUUUGCAACCUUCGUUUUCCCAGGCAUUUUAGGCAUUUACUGAUUUCUCAUGAGAAAAGUCAUACUCCAAAAAAAAAUUUAGUGAAAAGUAAAAUUCAAAAAAAUAGUUAUACUCAGGUUGAAAAGUUUGAAAAAAAUCAUACUCAGAAGAAAAAUGAUAUUCAAGAAGAAAGUUGUAUUAGGGAGAAUGGUCUUGCCAAAAAUCAAAGUCAGAAAAAUUAUCAUUUUCGGGAAAAAAGUGCUGAAAGAAAUUUUAUUUCUGAAAGGAAUUAUGCCUAUGAAAAAAGUCUCCACACAGAAAAUUCUACAGGAGCUCAUGUUAAGCAAGAACAGCAUCCUUUUAAUGAGGUAAAGAAGGAAGUAUUAGAAACCCCUUCAAAUGAAAUUAGUAAAAAUAAUUUUUCUCAUGAAAAAUGCUUCGAAAGAAAUCUUACUGGUAAGAAGAAUAACACGCAGGGAAAAAAUCAUAGUUGGGGAAAAUACCAUUUUCAGAAAAAAAAUUCAACAAAAACACAAGUUCAGCAAAAGCAAAAUGUUUUCUGUAAGAAAAGGAAAGCAUCAUUAGAUAUCUCUUCAGUAAAUAGUGUCAGUAAAACAAGAAAAUUUAGAAGACAAGCUUUCAUUAAGAAAGAGAAAGUAUUUUUAGAUGCUUCUGCGGGUCAUGAAGUUAGGAAAAAUAAAAAUUUAGAAACACACUCUUUUGAUUACAGUAGGCAUACAAAUAUGAAAUCUAAUGUAGCUAAUACAUUUGAGAAAAAUGAGGAAUUGCAUUCUUUCAAAAAGAGAAAAAGGGCAUUAUUAAAAACUCCUGAGGCAAAUCCUAUCGUAGAAACUAAAAAAUUAGGAUUGCAUCCUUUUAGUAUGAAGAGAAAGGCUUUGUUGCAAACCCCUUCAGAAAUUAUAGGUAGUAAGGCAUUAUUAGGAACUCCUAAGAAAGAUAAAGAUAUUAGAAAAAGGAGGAAGAAUCGAUCAAGGCGUAAGAAAUAUGUAGCAUUAUUAGAAACCCCUGCAGAAAAUAAAAGUAUGACUAGUUCUUCUGAUUAUCAAAGAUGUUCCUUGACCAGUCCUUUUGUAAAUAGCACUAGAAAAAAUUUGAAACUAAGCAGAGGCAAUGUUGAUAAACAGAGGAGGACAUUGUUAAAAAUUCCUGCUGAAAAUCAAACUGUUAAAAAUAAAGAAAUAAAAUUACAUCCUUUUGAUACAGAAAGAAGGCCAUUAUUACAAACACCUGGUCUUAUUGAAGACCCUAAUGGUAAGGUAUUGGGUGUUCACCCGUUUGACUAUCAAAAAACUGCUUUGUUAGAAACUCCUACCAUUAUCAAAAAUGAAAAAUUUAAUGCACGUUAUUUUAGUGGUCUGAAAAGUACUCUAUUAGAAACUCCUAUGGAAGAUCAAACUAUGGAUAAUAAUUACAUCGGAGUACACCCUUUUGAUUAUCAAAGAAAUGCAUUAUUAGAAACUCCUGCAACUGAUAAAGUAAUUGAAACUGAGAUGGUAGAAAUACAUUCAUUCAAUUAUCCAAGAGAUGUGUUGUUAGAAACUCCCUCCGAAUGUUAUGAGUAUGAAACUCAUCCUUUUAUUUAUCCAAGAAAUUUGUCCCCUAUCAUAAAUCAGAAUAUGGAAAGUAAGAAAUUUAAAGAAUAUUCCUUCGAUUAUCAACAAAGCACAUUUUCAAAAUUUCCUACAACUAAUGAACAAGGAGUAUAUCCUGUUGAUUACCAAGUGGAAUCAUUAAAAGCUCUGCCGAGCUCUCCACUUGGGGAAGAAUCCCAUUUUGAUAUGCAAAGGAAAACCUUAUUACAAAGUCCUAAUACAAGUUAUGUUAAAGAAGAUGAGAAUUUGGAAGCCUACCUUUUUGGAAAGCAAGGAAAAACACUAUUAAGGAAACCAGGUGAAAAUAGUGUUGUAGAUAAUGAGGAUGAUUUGGAAACUUACCCUUUUGAUAAACAAAGAAAGACAUUAUUAAAAAAUCCUGGUGCAGGCUAUGAAGAUUUUGAGAAGCCAAGAAAGACAUUAUUGAAAGACCCUGGUGCAAGGUAUCCUGUUGGUGAUGAGGAUUUAGAUGUGAAUUCUUUUGAUAAGCAAAGAAUGACAUUAUUAAGAAAACCUGGUACUAGUUAUGGUGUAGAUGAUGAAGAUUUGAGAACUAAUUCUUUUACUAAGGAAAGAAAAACAUUGUUGAAAAACCCUUUUGAUAAACAGAGAAAACCAUUAUUGAAAAACCAUAAUUCAAGUUAUGUUGCAGAUGUUGAGGUUUUCGAAGCUACAUCUUCUGAUAAGCAAAGGAAACCCUUAUUGAAAACCCCUAAUACAAGUUAUGUUGCAGAUGUUGAGAUUUUCGAAGCUACAUCUUCUGAUAAGCAAAAGAAGCCCUUAUUGAAAAACCCCAAUACAAGUUAUGCAACUAAUAAUGAGGAUCUGGAAGCAUAUCCUUCUGAUUAUCAAAGGGGUGCAAUGUUACAAAUUCCAGAAUUUUAUGUGAAUGGGGAAAAAGAAUUAGGAAUGCAUUCUUUUGGAAAACAAGGGAGAGCAUUGUUAACCACCCCAACUGUAAAUCAAGUAUUGAAAAAUAAAGUAUACCAUUCUUCUGAUUUUCAGAGACCUGCAUUAUUAGGAACUCCUACAACAAAUCCAGUUGUUAACAAUGAGACUUUAGGAGUAAAUUCCUUUGAAAAGGAAAGAAAAGUUUUGUUAAAAUCCCCAUGUGUAAACCAAGUCAGGGAUAAUACAGAUUUGAAAGCUCACCCAUAUCCAAGAAAUGCAUUGUUAGACUAUCCUUCUGAAGAUAACAGAGGUGGGGGCAGUGAACAUACUUAUGGUAUGCAAAGAAAGACAUUGUUACCAAGAAAGACAUUGCUAGAAAGAAAGACAUUGUUAGACAACCCUACAACAAAUUAUGUUUGGUAAAGUUUCUUUAGUUAAGAAAAGAAAAAAAAAGUUUUGUUUUGAGUUGCUUUAUUAAUUGCAGGGUGGCUACUCACUCUUGAAACAGGGAAAACCUAGAAUUCUGAGGGAAAUUUACUCUUAGAUCUAAUUUUUUGGAAUACCAGCAAUUAGCAAUAUUGUUUGUCAUAUUCAUUUCAGUAAAUAUGUCACACAAUAAAGUGUUUCGAUUUAUUAUUUGGCAUUUUAUGUAUGAAACUGUAUCUUUUAAAACUUAAUCCAGUCUCACUUUUAUUAUUUUUUUAAUUUUUUGUCAUUGGUGUUAUUUUAAUAAAUGAAUAAUUUAUUAAAAUAGCAAGGAAACUGAAAUUAUUAAAAUAAUUUCAGUUUCCUUAUAUCUUAAAACAUAAGGAAAAUAAAUGUUUUUCAAUUUGGACCUAUCAAGAGCCUGUAAUAAAAUUAAUAAUGAAAAUUUGUGAAAUCAUAAAAAAUGUUUUUGUUCCAUAAUCAUGAAAAUUUCAGGUUUGGAACAAUGAGCAAUUUUAACGUUAAGUAAUAAUUUUAAUUAAAAAAAGUUCUUCAGCAUUAAGGUAUAAAUUUGUAAUGAUAAUUAUGUAUUUAUAUAUGGGUUAUUUUUUAAAUGAUUGCUAAAAUUGUAUUAAUUUUAGUCUUGGCAAUUUCUCUGGUGGGUGGCCACCCUGAAAUGAUGCAGGGUAUCAGUAUUACAUAAAUUUACAGUUUAAUAAAAACUGGCAACACACAUUGUGUAGGUUAAACUGGGAGAACUUUAUAUAAAUCUAUGUAUAUUUUUUAACAAAUAUUUCAUCAAGAUAUUUCUACAACUGUUUGAGACAGUUACUUAGAAAAUCCAGAAAACCCUAAAAAAACGGUUUCUUCUUAAAAUCCACCUUAUUAAAAAACUUAACAGAAUAAGUUAAUGUAUUAUACUCACAUCUAGUCACAAUGUUUUCAAAUCUUGAAAAUUCAGUGUUUUUAAAAUAUAUAUAUGGGCCAUAUAUAUAUUUUAAAAACACUUUUUUCUAUAUAUGGGCCAUUGCAGUGAAUGUAUUAUGAUUAUCUUGUGUUCCAAAACUUGAUUAUUUGUUUAUUAUUUUAACGAAACAAUAUUUCAAAACAUCAGAAAAGCUUACAAAACCAUUCUCACUUGAAAAUCGCCUUAUUUAAAGAUUACAGAAUAAAUAAAUGUUUAAUACUCACUCA